AUGGCCAAAGGAGCGCCCGCCACGUCCUCUCCCACCGCCGCGACCCCUCCCUCUGGGGCGUUAAAACGAACGACCCCCAGCACCCAGAACAUGCGAAAUCAAAAGUCAAUUCUCGGCUUUUUCCAAAAAUCAUCCCCUUCGACUCCAGGAACGGCUCGCAACGCGGAGCCCGCGUCGUCACCGGCCCAGAGAGCCUCAGAGCAGCGGACGUCAAACGCUGGCACAGGGGCAGCGAAGAAAAGGAGUGUUCCGCAAUUUUCGGGCUUGACUCCCGUCCCCAGCAGUGAUCUAGCAUUACCAGAAGGGGAGGAUGAAGAUAAAUUUCAGACCAGCCCCCAUGGACAGGCCGAAAAGCAGACUGCCUCGCCGUCUGGUCGGACCAAGAAGAAAGUAAACUAUGCGGAAUCUGACUCCGAAGGCGAGGAUGACGACGAAGUUAUAUUUCGCCCAGGUCGGAGGAACAACGGGGCAUCGAAAAGGAGAAAGACCGCUCCUGACAGCGAUGACGAGUUUGAUCAGGGCGGAGAGUAUGCCGGUUAUUCCGAUGAUGAGAUGGAUGGCUUUAUCGUUGCCGACGAGUCAGAUGAGGAGGUAAAACCCGCUAAAAAGCGCAAAAGACCUUCGGUCCAACCGAAAAGCAAGUCCUCAUCUCUGCCGCCUCCAGUUUCGAUGGAGGACGGCCCAGAUCUAGAUAUACCGGAGGCCUCUUCCGGCUCCGCCAUUAAGUGGACGUACGACCCGGAUAACUCAGAGCCUCGCCAGAAUCGAACGCCUCCGCCCUCCUCGAAGAGUUCAUCCGGUGCAGCCAAUCAGAAAGCGCAUCUCACGGAACCCGAACAGCGCUACCCUUGGUUGGCAAACAUUCGAGAUAUUGAUGGCCACUCCCCAGGUCACCCCGAGUAUGAUCCUCGCACCCUGUACAUACCCCCGCUGGCCUGGACGAAGUUUUCUCCAUUCGAGAAGCAAUACUGGGAGAUUAAGCAGAAGUUCUGGGACACUGUCGUCUUUUUCAAAAAGGGCAAGUUCUAUGAACUCUAUGAGAAUGACGCCACAAUCGGCCACCAACUGUUCGAUCUCAAACUCACUGAUCGUGUCAACAUGCGGAUGGUCGGUGUCCCCGAAAUGAGCUUGGAUCACUGGGCAAAUCAAUUUGUGGCCAAAGGAUACAAGAUUGCCCGUGUGGACCAAGCCGAAUCUGCCCUAGGCAAAGAGAUGCGCGAGAGAGAUGGGAAGAAGGGCGGCAAAGAGGACAAGAUCAUUCGACGAGAGCUUGCCUGUGUGCUCACGGCCGGUACUCUGGUCGAGGGAUCUAUGCUCCAGGAUGAUAUGUCCACUUACUGUGUUGCAAUCAAAGAAGCUAUCGUUGACGAUCUUCCGACGUUUGGCAUUGCGUUCGUUGACACCGCCACCGGCCAGUUUUUCCUGUCCGAGUUUAGAGAUGAUGCCGACAUGACAAAAUUUGAAACCUUUGUUGCGCAGACUCGUCCGCAGGAAUUACUCCUUGAGAAGUCCACAAUCUCAACUAGGGCUCUUCGAAUUUUGAAAAACAACACCGGGCCCACGACGAUAUGGAACUACCUAAAACCAGGAAAGGAGUUCUGGGAGGCCGAAAUCACGGUCAAGGAGCUUGAUGUGAGCGAGUAUUUUGUCUCACAGGACGAUGAUAAUCUCAAGGCGUGGCCUGAACCUCUUCGGGAAGCUCGUAAUAAGGAAUUUCUCAUGUCCGCAUUCGGGGCCUUGGUCCAAUAUCUCCGAGUUCUGAAACUUGACCGUGAUCUGAUAACAAUUGGCAACUUUUCGUCGUACGAUCCGAUCAAGAAAGCAUCUAGCCUCGUCCUGGACGGCCAAACGCUUAUUAACAUGGAGAUUUUCGCCAAUUCAUUUGACGGUGGCGCAGAUGGAACACUAUUCCAGCUUCUGAAUCGUUGCAUCACCCCCUUUGGUAAACGGAUGUUCAAGCAGUGGGUUUGCCACCCCCUCGUGGACACACAGAAGAUCAAUGCCAGACUAGAUGCCGUCGAUGCCUUAAAUGCAGACCCAAGCAUCAGAGAUCAGUUCUCCUCGCAGUUGACCAAGAUGCCUGACUUGGAACGUCUGAUCUCUCGUAUCCAUGCAGCUAACUGCAAAGCCCAAGACUUUGUGCGUGUGCUAGAAGGGUUCGAGCAGAUUGAAUACACGAUGAGCCUGCUGAAGGAAAGCGGCUCAGGAGAAGGCGUUAUCGGCAGGCUGAUCAGUGGCAUGCCCGAUUUGAGCGACUUGCUUGAGUAUUGGAAAACGGCAUUUGACCGUACCAAAGCCAAAGAAAAUGGUAUUCUAGUACCCAAACCAGGGGUUGAAGAAGACUUUGAUGGCUCACAGGACCGUAUUGAGCAAUUGCACAAAGGACUGGAUGAUCUGCUCAAACGGACACGUCGCGAGUUUGGAUCCAGCGCGAUCUGUUACAAGGACAACGGUAAAGAAAUUUAUCAGCUUGAGGUGCCGAUUAAGGUGAAGAAUAUUCCCAAGAGCUGGGACCAGAUGUCUGCCACCAAGCAAGUCAAACGUUACUACUUUCCUGAACUGCGGGCUCUCAUUCGCAGGUUGCAGGAAGCUCAGGAGACACACAGUCAGAUCGUGAAGGAAGUCGCUGGCCGAUUCUAUGCACGGUUUGAUGAGCACUAUGCUGUCUGGCUCACAGCUGUCAAAGUCAUCUCCAAUCUGGAUUGCUUGAUCAGCUUGGCUAAAGCUUCGGCCGCGUUGGGUGAACCUAGCUGCCGUCCUAUGUUCGUUGAUAACAAACGGAGUGUCCUGGAGUUCGAGGAGCUGCGGCACCCAUGCCUCCUCUCUUCAGUUGACGAUUUCAUUCCCAAUAAUGUCAGGCUGGGAGGUGACUGCGCCAACAUUGAUCUCCUUACCGGAGCCAAUGCUGCCGGAAAGUCCACUGUUCUUCGGAUGACUUGCGUAGCGGUGAUAAUGGCCCAGAUCGGCUGCUACCUGCCCUGCCAGUCUGCCCGGCUGACUCCUGUUGAUCGCAUCAUGUCUCGUCUGGGUGCCAACGACAACAUCUUUGCGGCACAGUCGACCUUCUUCGUAGAAUUGUCUGAGACUAAGAAGAUCCUGUCCGAAGCUACACCCCGUUCGCUCGUCAUUCUGGACGAGCUGGGACGUGGAACUAGCUCCUACGAUGGAGUGGCUGUGGCUCAAGCGGUCCUGCAUCAUGUCGCCACCCAUAUUGGAGCCCUGGGGUUCUUCGCAACGCAUUACCAUUCCCUCGCGGCUGAAUUCGAAGGACAUCCUGAAAUCUCUCCGAAGCGGAUGAAGAUCCAUGUUGAUGAUGAGGAAAAACGUAUCACCUUCCUCUACAAGCUGGAGGAAGGUGUCGCAGAGGGCAGUUUUGGAAUGCAUUGUGCGUCCAUGUGCGGUAUACCUAAGAAGGUCAUCGAGACGGCGGAGGAUGCCGCGAAACAAUGGGAACAUACAAGUCGUCUGAAAGAGAGCCUUGAGCGCCGAAAGGGCGGCGGUUUCGUCGGCUUGGGCUGGUGGAGCGAUGUAGCAUGGGCUCUUCGUGAGUCAUCAGAUGCUGAUAUCGACGCUGAAGUCUCCGAGCGUAGCUUGGAAGUGCUCCGUAAAGCCAUCGAAGCUCUAUGA
Messenger RNA from Aspergillus tanneri, 3627 nucleotides. It is a transcript of the gene MSH6, whose product is annotated as mismatch repair ATPase MSH6. NCBI's taxonomy places the organism in Eukaryota, Fungi, Ascomycota, Eurotiomycetes, Eurotiales, Aspergillaceae. The transcript has 5 exons. Gene Ontology annotation, molecular function: ATP-dependent DNA damage sensor activity; mismatched DNA binding; ATP binding. Bases 1 to 3627 code for a protein of 1208 amino acids. The record is from RefSeq and is a predicted model, not a curated record. Gene Ontology annotation, cellular component: MutSalpha complex; nucleus. Gene Ontology annotation, biological process: mismatch repair.